CGUUAAUAAGGAAGUUGACUUUUCAACAAAGAGGCCUGCCAAGGGUUUCACAAGGCUUAUCGAAAUAGUUAACAAGCUAGUCUAGCAAAGGAGACUGGACUUCGUUGUGGGACUUUAGUAUCGUUUAAUAGCAAGUCUUAAGACCUACAUUUAUUGCUAUUUAGGUUACUCGGUGUACGCUAGCGUACGUGGUUAACGGGAUACUGUAGUGCUAGCUGGUUCUAGCUAAGGACUAGCGGUGGAGGCUAGCUCAGCUAGUAGUGCUAGCACUACUGAGGAGUCAUAAGGGAGGCGUAUCAAGUGUUAAGACAUGAAACCCAGUAACGUCACUGCAUAAAGGUUCCAGAGUUAUCCAGCAAACACGGCUGGGCAGUAGGUAACGUUAGCCGUUAGCUUGAGCAACACAACGCGAUAGACUUGGGAUACUUUUCAGGAUCAGCUUGCCGUCACUUCAAACGGCAUAGGUACUGUACAGUCUUACUAGUUCUUUUUUGUCGACUUUAACAACUGGUAGUUUAAACAUGUCUCUAGGUGAUCAAAGCCAGCAGUGGUAUCCCACAAGUGUUCAGGUAACGGUGCUACAGGCUCGGAAUUUGCGCAUCAAGGGAAAGAAUGGAACAAAUGACGCCUAUGCCAUUAUGCAGUUGGCAAAAGACAAGUUUUCUACCUCCGUUGCCGAUAAAUGUGUGGCCCCUGUUUGGAAGGAAGAGGCUACGUUCGAUUUGCCACUGUUCCAUCAAAGCAAUGCUGAACGCUGCACACUUCAUAUCAUAGUUAUGCAUAGAGCACAGGUGGGACUUGACAAGCACCUGGGACAAGCUGUGAUCAACCUAAUAGAGCUUCACGACAACAAAUCUCGCAAAAAAACCGAUUGGUUCAAGCUGGUUGACAAGAAUGGCAAAGAAGACAAGGUACGAGGGGAGGUGUUGCUGGACGUCCAGUUCAUGAGGAACAACCUGUCCGCCAGCAUGUUUGACCUCUCGAUGCAGGACAAACCCCGCUCCCGCAUUUCCAAGCUGAAAGACAAAGUCCGGGGAAAGAAGAAGGAGGGCUUCUCUGACUCCGCCUCAGCCAUCGUGCCGUCGGUCAGCCAGGUUAUGACGGACAGCGAGGGGGAGGAAGGCGGACACCUCGACUCGCCAGAGGCCAAGAAGAAGUCCAAGCUCAAAUCCCUCUUCACCCCCAAGUCCAACUUGCAGCGCAACAUCUCCCAGUCCAUGUCCACACUGGGGACUCUGCCUGAGAAGAACUCCUCCCUGAGUGGCAGUCGCUCAUCAGGUCUCAAUGUUGAAUCUCCAGAUGUGAAAAAGAAGUUCAAGUUCCUGGGCCAUAAGCGCACAGGCAGCAACGACAGCAAGGUGUCCCUGGGUCCCUUCUCCCUGCUGGGCCGCUCCAAGCAGAGCGCCAACGACCAGAACAACCUGUGCAUCAACGGCAGCCACGUGUACGCAGAGGAGGCGGAGCCAAAGUCCGGCUCCACCCUCAGCCUCAACAGCUCCGGCCAGGGCUCCGUGGAAGAUGUUCGCCGGCACGACUCGGACGUCUCCGCCGACUCCCUCAAAGGCCUGUCUGUGCCGUCCUACCGGCAGGAGUCUGCAGACAGAGACCGAGCCCUGCUGGAGCAACGGCGCCACCAGGAGGAGGAGGAGAGGAGACAGGCAGAGGAGAGACGCAGGGCAGAAGCCAAGAGACUGCAGGAGGAGGAGGAGGGGGAGGAGGAGGAACGUAAGCGCCUGGCGGAGCAGGAGAGGAGGAAGAGGUUCCUGGAAGACGAAGCGCGGAGGAAGAAGCUGAAGGAGGAAGAGGAAGAGAGGCGGAAGAAAGGGAAAGACGAGGAGGAGGAGAGGAGGAAGAAGUCCAAGGAGGUGGAGGAGGAAGAGAGGAGGAGACAGGGGGAGGAGCGCCGGCGCCUGCAGGCUGAGGAGGAGCGUCUGAGGCUGGAGGAGGAGCAGAAACAGCAGGAGGAAACCAAGAGGGAGGAGGAGAAGAAACGCCAGGAGGAGGCCUCCAUGUCCGACAGGCUGUCCACGCUGUUCGGCAUCAUCAAAAAGAAGGAGGAGCCACAGCCGCAAACCAGCAGCACUAAGGAGGAGGUGCCCAAGCCAGCCCCCCGGAAAACCUCCGGAGAUUCGGAAGUCCCCGGCCCUCGCCACUCCUCCAACCCGUUUGAAGAGAUCUCCCUCAGUCCGGACACCCCGAACACUUCUGAGGAGACCCCGGGUCAUCCUCAGAAACCCCCGCGAACCGCCCAGGUUCCCUCAGCCAUGGUGUUCCUCAAUCGCACAGCCAAGGUGUCUGCAGUCAAGCCCAGAUUGGUUGAGUCUAAGGAACCUGAAAGCCCAGGCUCACACACACAGGGGCUGCAAUAUCCUCCCUCUCCACCUUCCAGUGAAUACUCCCUCGGCAGCAUCCCCUCUGAGUCCCCUGUCACGUUCUCCAGCCUACACUCCUCGCUGGCACCCCCAAAUACGAGAAGAAGCUCAGAGUCCCACAGCAGCACAGAGAACCUGAGCAUUGUAGUAUCCCACCCCAACAUGUCUGACAAGAAGCGACAAGCCCCCCUGCCACCGGGCAUUGGAAACCCCAACGCUAGCUCCAGAAGUUCUCCCAUUAAAUCUUCUGCUUCAGGUAGCAGCCUGCUGCCUAUAACUGAGGAUGAGAUCUCUGGAGAGAGUGAGAUGGCUGGAGCCAAGCAUGGGAAAAGACCAGCGUUACCUCUUCCUGGACAUGGAGUGCAAGGUCAGACUCGAUGGGAUCAUAUAAUUGCGGAGGUGAACCAGAAACAGAGGGAAUACAUGCCUCAUGUAGCUGCUAAGGAGAUGAGUGUCGAUGGUCCAGAAGAUGAGUCUCAACACAAAAAUAGAUCCAUCUCCUCGCAACCGAGGACUGCUUUGCUCCCAAAACCACAAGCGACUCAACCGAAGGAAGUUCCAGCUAUUUCCUAUAAAAAGCUUCCGGCUCCUGGCCCUCCCAAACCCGUAGUUGUAGCGUCUCCUAGACUAGUGCCAGAGGUCAGCCCAGCUCAGAAGCAGAGUUCUGCACGGACAAAUGUCUCUGUUGAGAAGAUCAACGUCUCUUCUUCCACAGUUAUCCAUUUGACGCCCAGCAGAGAAAUGCCCUCAGUGAAACCUAAAGCUGACCCGAGGAGGGUUCUGAAUAAAUAUCCCCUCACAGUCAUUGAUGCCAAGUCUGCGUCUCAGGUGGAGAGUCCAAGAGCUUCGCAAGACGUUUUGGAAUCAAGAUCCACCAAUAACCUGAAUGUAACGCCAUCGAAUAGUCCUAAGGAGAUACCAACUGCCAAACCGAGACAAAAAGUUCCCAGCAAAGAGCCAGUCCAACAAGCAAAUCCGGAAAAGGAAAGCAUCGAAGAGCGGGAAAAGUUGAAGACGGCCAACCCGGACUUGAGAAGGACCAGUCCAGUGAUGAUGAAACACACUGAUGUGAAUUCAAGGAGAGAGAAGAAACCUACGCCCAACUCUGCUGACGGGGACGACACGAAACAGAUACUGGAACCAAGAACGGAAGCCAAAGAAAAUUUAAUUGAACCCGACCCGUUCCCUAACUCUGUGGUACUCUCCAAAGACCCAUGGGCACUCCCAGAGCAGAGCCAUGGAAGAGAGGAUCUGUUCACUGGGAGGAUACAGAAAGAAAAUAAGCCACAAGAUGAGAAAAUGACCCGUGGUGACCAGAAAGCAAUUUUUGCUGCAGAUAACUCAAUGGAGCUGCCAGAGACAGGAAAAGCAUACAAAUCUGACUCAAAUGAUCCAAGUCCUUUUCAGAGAGACAUUUCGCAAAGGAAAAAACGGCCAUCUCCAUCUCUCCAUAGCUCAGUGAAGCAAGGUUCCCUGGAUAAACAAGACUUAUCUAGAGCAGAGGGAAACAUGACAACCACUUCAGAAUAUCCUAGACUGGAUGGACACGAGCCUCAAGUGGACUCUUCAGUGCAGAACUAUAUCCAUGGUAGAGAAAGGUUGGAAACCCAAGCAAGGGAAAAGAAAGCAGCUGUCGAUCAGCUGGCCUCGCUCUCUUCCUCCCCCAUUCCCUCAGUCCUGACUACGUCAGAUGUCUUUCAGUCGGGUGUUGGAGAAACGAGUCCCCAAGCUGGUGUUCUGUCUGGGGGUAAGACCCAGCCUAAAGCCUGGGUGUCACCCUCAGAGGCACAGCUUAAUAGCAGUGGAGGUGGGCCUGCCCUAACACCACGCAGGCCUCAUCCAGUCAAGCCCAUGAACACAGGGGAGACCCAGGCCCCCACCAGCACCCCCAUAGGGAGAGAAUUAAAGACUCUUGACUUCACCACAGGGAAGAUAAAGAUACCGCCGGCUAACAUGGUGACUGGAACGGCAGGAAGUGGGCCUUACACUCAGCUCACCCAGGAGGAGCUGAUUACCCUGGUGGUCAAGCAGCAGACGGAACUCACCAAGAAGAACGACAAGAUCGUGGAGCUGGAAGAGUACAUCGAUAACUUGCUGGUUCGUGUCAUAGAGGAACAACCCAGCAUCCUGCUUGGCCUCAACUCUUCCAAGCAUGCCUUUUGAGACGCCAGGCGAUCUUGCAGAGGGUAGGGAGUUCUACUUAAAUACCCUGUUAUGGUUAACGAACCCACCUCCCAAGCUCUCACUUCAUCCUCUUUUUAAAUGUCUUAUAUACUUAACGCACUUUCAUUUUCUUCAGUGUCCAACUAAGACGUCACGUUUCCUUUGAGAGCGGUGGUAUUAAAGUAGUACAAUGCUGGAAAAAUGUGUGGGUGUCAUUAAGGUACCUAGGCAACAACAUGCACACAACUGGAUUGCAUCAACAUAUACAUUGAUGGGGUUUUUCACACCAUGGUACUGGAAAUGCUUUUGAUUCUUUAUCUUAUCUGUUCUGCUUUAUUGUUCAUUUAUGUUUCUUAUCAUGUCACUGGAAGGACUACAAAUGCUUAUGUCUGCAUCUCUCGUCUAUAUUCUUGACGGAGUAGUUUUCCUUUUAAGAAUAAUUCAGCUACUUUUCAUUUGUUAUACUUUACUUACUCAUUCCAAAGCCUUAAUGCAGCUGUUGUUCUACAUUUAGUUCUUAAUGAUUUGAUUAUCUUCAGAAUUUAUUGUCUAUUUGUGUGAUGUUUUACAACUUUCUUGGUACUGUCAAACAAAUAAUCAAAUACCAAAUCAAGUGUACUGCAUAAGAAUUAUGGCAAUACACGGUACCAGCCUAAAACGUCAAGCUGAAAUACCAUGCCUUAUAUAAUUAAUUUUCAGAAAUACUGUACUGUUAAUAUUAUUUGUUGUCAAUCUUGCUUAUUUAGCUAAUUCCAAAAACACUUUCUUAAUCAUCAUUCCUGACGUUUUACCUCAAUAUACUGUUACACGUGUUGUUAUUUUCCAAGUGUUCUUUUUUUUGCUGAAAGCCUGACACUGUGUAAAAAGAGGAGGCUGUUUUUGAGGUUGUGAGGUGACUGUAUAGACUAGAGUAUAGGCAGUUGUGAUGGACCGGGAGGGAAAUGGAACCACUAAUAAUUAGUUUCUCUUAUGUAUUUAUUAUCAUGAGUUGUAUGAUUCCUAGUGUUGCCAUGGUCUGUGCAGAACACAAUCGUUUGUCCUCUCAAAUAUUUAUGAAAACUCUGGAUACAAUCAUUCAAUAUAUUUAUGCAAAACCUAAUGCCAGAAACAAUUUUUAUGUUCUUCUUAUGAAAAUGUAAAUGUGGUCUGACACUAAAUCACAGAAGAAUCUUACUGAACCAUAUGAAUAAAUACCUUUUUAAUAAGUAAGCUCUCAUAUAGAUGAUGAUGAUUCAGAAGUCUGAAUGUAAUUUACUAUACUAUGAUACACAGAUCCUGUGACUAUGCCUCUGCUGUAAUGUCAUAGCAAUAAGAACAUUGUGAACAGUAGAAUGUUAUAAAUUGUGCCUUUUAAAAACUUCCUUUUAUUUAAGAAUGGCCUUUUUUGAACCGUUUGACAGUUACUGGUGUUAAAUAACUAAAAGACUGCUGAAUGUCAAACCAGAAUCUGUUUUGCAAAGAAAUUGACUGUUUAAGAAUCUUCCAAAGGAUUGUGUCAUUGUACACUUUGACCUUCUAAUUGAAAUAAAAGAACACUAUACCUAC
Messenger RNA from Osmerus eperlanus (European smelt), 6080 nucleotides. It is a transcript of the gene rab11fip1a, whose product is annotated as RAB11 family interacting protein 1 (class I) a. Gene Ontology annotation, cellular component: intracellular membrane-bounded organelle. The record is from RefSeq and is a predicted model, not a curated record. Gene Ontology annotation, molecular function: small GTPase binding. Lineage: Eukaryota; Metazoa; Chordata; Actinopteri; Osmeriformes; Osmeridae. Bases 522 to 4535 code for a protein of 1337 amino acids. The transcript is spliced from 6 exons. Gene Ontology annotation, biological process: regulated exocytosis.